AUGGCUGUGCCGGGCGAGGCCGCCCUAGUCGGGGCCAAGCCCGACCAGGCGGAGACCACGCCGGCCCCCGCGGCGGGCCCGGACUGCCACCGUCGCGCGGGCCCCGCAUCGCCCCGGGACGCAGGCUGCCGCGGCUGCUGGGGCGCCCUGGUGCUGCGGCCGCUCCGGCGCUCGCGGAAACUUUCCUCGGCGCUGUGCGCGGGCUCCCUGUCCUUUCUGCUGGCGCUGCUGGUGAGGCUGGUCCGCGGGGAGAUCGGCUGUGACCUGGAGCGGAGUAAGGAGGCGGCGGCGGCGGCGGAGGAGGAGGAAGCGGCCCCGGGAGCAGAAGGGGGCGUCUUCCCUGGGCCUCGGGGAGGUGCUCCCGGGGGCGGUGCGCCGCUCGGCCCCUGGCUGCAGCCCUCGGCGCUGCUCUUCAGUCUCCUGUGUGCCUUCUUCUGGAUGGGCUUGUGCCUCCUGCGCGCCGGGGUGCGCCUGCCUCUGGCCGUCGCGCUGCUGGCCGCCUGCUGCGGAGGGGAAGCGCUCGUCCAGAUUGGGCUGGGCGUCGGGGAGGAUCACUUACUGUCGCUCCCCGCCGCGGGGGUGGUGCUCAGCUGCUUGGCCGCCGCGACAUGGCUGGUGCUGAGGCUGAGGCUGGGCGUCCUCAUGAUCGCCUUGACUAGCGCGGUCAGGACCGUGGCCCUCAUUUCCUUAGAGAGGUUCAAGGUCGCCUGGAGACCUUACCUGGCGUACGUGGCCGGAGUGCUGGGGAUCCUCCUGGCCAGGUACGUGGAGCAAAUCUUGCCGCAGUCCGCGGGGGCGGCUCCGAGGGAGCAUUUCGGGUCCCAGCUUAUCGCUGGGACCAAGGAAGAGAUCCCAGUGUUUAAGAGGAGGAGGCGGUCCAGCUCCGUGGUGUCCGCCGAGAUGUCGGGCUGCAGCAGCAAGUCCCAUCGGAGGACCUCCCUGCCCUGCAUCCCGAGGGAACAGCUCAUGGGGCACUCGGAAUGGGAACACAAACGAGGGACAAGAGGAUCCCAGUGUUCAGGAACCAGCAUCACUGUGGAUAUUGCCGUGAUGGGCGAGGCUCACGGCCUCAUCACCGACCUCCUGGCAGACCCUUCCCUGCCUCCCAACGUGUGCACGUCCCUGAGGGCCGUGAGCAACCUUCUCAGCACGCAGCUCACCAUCCAGGCCAUUCACAAGCCCAGGGUGAACCCCGCCGUUUCCUUCAGUGAAAACUAUACCUGCUCUGAUUCUGAAGAGAGCCCUGAGAAAGACAAGCUGGCUGUUCCCAAGCGCCUGAGGAGGAGUUUGCCCCCCGGUUUGUUGAGACGAGUUUCUUCCACUUGGACAACCACCACCUCAGCCACGGGCCUGCCCACUUUGGAGCCCGCCCCAGUACGGAGGGACCGCAGCGCCAGCAUCAAACUGCACGAAGCACCUUCAUCCAGUGCUAUAAAUCCAGAUUCUUGGAAAAACCCAGUGAUGGUGACUCUCACCAAAAGCAGAUCCUUCACGUCGUCCUAUGCUGUUUCUGCCUCUAACCACGUAAAGGCUAAAAAGCAAAAUCGACCAGGUUCCCUAGUGAAAAUUUCACCCGUUUCCUCGCCCCGUUCCUCACCUCUCCAUGGGACUCCUGCCAGCAGCCCAGUCAGCAAAAUUUCUGCAGUACAGUUUCCAGAAUCUGAUGAUGCAACUGCCAAACAAGGCCUCAGUUCUCACAGGGCUUUAACGUGCACUCAGAGUGCCCCUGACCUUUCUCCUCACAUGCUGACUCCACCUGUUAUAUGCAGCAGCUGUGGCAGACCAUAUUCCCAAGGGACUGCUGCAGCUGGGCCCCUGGAGAGAAGCGGGGCAGCCAUGCGGACCCCAAGCAGAACAGAUGAUACCACUCAGGUUACCUCUGAUUAUGAAACCAAUAACAACAGUGAUAGCAGUGAUAUUGUACAGAAUGAAGAUGAGACUGAGUGCCCCAGAGAGCCUCUGAGGAAGACAUUGGCUUGCAGCACCUACACCCCUGAGGCCAUGAUGUUCCUGGACAAAUCAAUCCUUGCUCCUGAACCUCUUGUCAUGGAUAACUUGGACUCAAUUAUGGAGCAGCUAAAUACUUGGAAUUUUCCAAUUUUUGAUUUGGUGGAAAAAAUAGGAAGAAAAUGUGGCCGUAUUCUUAGUCAGGUAUCAUACAGACUUUUUGAAGACAUGGGCCUCUUCGAAGCUUUUAAAAUUCCAGUUAGGGAGUUUAUGAAUUAUUUUCAUGCUUUGGAGAUUGGCUACAGGGAAAUUCCUUACCACAACAGAAUCCAUGCCACCGACGUCUUACACGCUGUUUGGUAUCUCACGACGCAGCCUAUUCCAGGCCUCUCAACUGUGAUGACUGAUCAUGGAUCCGCAAGCGAUUCAGAUUCUGACAGUGGAUUUACACAUGGACAUAUGGGAUAUGUAUUCUCAAAAAUGUACAAUGUGCCGGAUGAUAAAUACGGGUGUUUGUCUGGAAAUAUCCCUGCCCUGGAGUUGAUGGCCUUGUACGUGGCUGCAGCCAUGCAUGACUAUGACCACCCGGGAAGGACUAAUGCCUUCCUGGUGGCAACUAGUGCCCCUCAGGCGGUGCUCUACAAUGAUCGCUCAGUUUUAGAGAACCAUCAUGCAGCUGCUGCGUGGAAUCUUUUCAUGUCCCGGCCAGAAUAUAACUUCUUACUUAACCUUGACCAUGUGGAAUUUAAGCAUUUCCGUUUCCUCGUCAUCGAAGCAAUUUUGGCCACUGACCUGAAGAAGCACUUUGACUUUGUAGCCAAGUUUAAUGCCAAGGUGAAUGAUGAAGUUGGAAUAGAUUGGACCAAUGAAAAUGAUCGUUUGCUGGUUUGUCAAAUGUGUAUAAAGUUGGCUGAUAUCAACGGGCCAGCUAAGAGUAAAGAGCUCCAUCUUCAGUGGACAGAGGGAAUUGUCAAUGAAUUUUAUGAACAGGGUGAUGAAGAGGCCAGCCUUGGGUUACCAAUAAGCCCCUUCAUGGACCGCUCUGCUCCUCAGUUGGCCAACCUUCAGGAAUCCUUCAUCUCGCACAUCGUGGGUCCUCUCUGCAACUCCUAUGAUUCAGCAGGACUGAUGCCCGGGAAAUGGGUGGAAGACAGCGAUGAGUCCAGAGAUACCGAUGACCCAGAAGAGGAGGAAGAGGAAGAAGCACCAAACGAUGAGGAAACCUGUGAAAAUAAUGAAUCUCCAAGAAAGAAAACUUUCAAAAGGAGGAAAGUCUACUGCCAAAUAACCCAGCACCUCCUGCAGAACCACAAGAUGUGGAAGAAAGUCAUUGAGGAUGAACAGCGGUUGGCAGGCAUAGAGAAUCAGUCCCUGGACCAGUCUCCGCAGCAGCAUCCCUCAGAACAGAUCCAGGCCAUCAGGGAAGAAGACGAAGAAAAGGGGAAGCCGAGAGGAGAGGAGACCCCAACCCCAAAGCCAAACCAGUGACAAUGGAUAGAAGGAGCUAUGUUUCCAAACAGAGUGACUUGUCACAGACUCUUUUCAAACCAGCACAACACUUAGACACAACACUGUAGAAAUACAAGAAGAUGGACAAACGGCUAUGGCAUUUUGGGAUUCUUCGUGUUUUAUGUGUUUAUUUUUACAGUGAGGUACAUGGUUUCAAAAACUCUCGCUCAGAGAAGCUUUCACAUUGUAACACCAGCUUCUAAGGAUUUUUUUUUUAAAGGAAGAAGUAUAUAUGUGUGUGUGUAUAUAAGCUCUCACAUAGAUCCAUGUAAAACAUAUUCACAGACACACACGCAGGCACACAGACACACUGAAAGCCAGGAUUCCUGGCUCCACGAUUUAGUAACAUUCAUAUUAAAAUAUAUAGUGGUCACUGUGAUAUAAUAAAUCAUAAAGGAAAAAAUAAAGGAAAACAAAUCACAAAGGAGAUGGUGCAGCUUUAGCCGGGAAGCAGUGCAGCAAAUGUAGGUUACGACUAAGAAGCUUUUGCUCUUAGGACUGAGGAUGAAAGUUCCAGAGCAUUGUUUGAAUUCUCAUACAUCCUGCCAACAUUUUGUGUGUGUGUGUGUGUGUGUGUGUGUGUGUGUGUGAGAGAGAGAGAGAUGGAAAGGAUGCUCGUGUAUGUACAGUUGUGUGUAUGUAAAGAGAGAUUUUUGUGGUUUUAGUCGUUCAUAGCAUUGCUGCAGCAGAUGACUCAGCACAUGUGAACAAACAGGAUGAAGUUCACUCUGGAGUGUCUUUCAGAGGCAGCCAUUCCAAAAGCCUGCCUCCAUUUGGCUUCAGUAAAAGUCCCUCUGCAGAGGGAGGGGAUUGGAGGGCUGGGGAACUGGGCCACGGGCCUGGGUCUACUCCUCUGCAGCCCUUGGAGGCUGUCUGUCACCAGCCUUAAACCGGGAAGACUGAGGCACUUUCCAGUCUAGUUGCCGAAUGAAUGUAUAGGAGCUCUUUGUCUGUCACUCAGCUAAGAUCAAAUCACCAUGGAAGGGGAUGGCAUUCUUUAAACAGAAACACCUCUGAAGAGGCUGGAGUCAGGUCUUUUCAUCAGGUUAGAGUUCUAAAAGGUUGCCAGAGGAGGCCUGGGAAAUGGCUCUUAACAGGGAUCUCCCAUGUCUUAAUUUGCUGUAAAAUGUGUGGUAGAGAAAGGAAAAAAAAGAAGGCAAACAGAAACCCACUCUGGGACAGUGAGAGAUGAAGGGCAAAAUUUCGACCUAGGGUUUGGUGUUUAUUGACAUAGUGAAAGCCUGAUUCUUGGCAACUGUUGAAGAUUGGCUUUUGGGUGGCAAAGGUCACAUGGACAGCCCUGCUGUACUAUUCCACGCGUGGUGUGAUGGUGUGGCUUCCAUCUGCAAUCUGGCCCAUUGUCAUGUUUUUUUUGGCAGGGAAGACUCGAGAGGGAUCCGGGGGGACUGGGCCUAUCAUUGAAAGUCUUUUUUUUUUUUUUUUUUUUGGUUUGUUUAUCUACACUUGUUUAUGCUGUGAGCCAAACCUCUAUUUAAAAAGUUGAUACUCACUUUCAAUAUUUUAUUUCAUAUUAUUAUAUUUGUCAUGAAUAGUUAUCUUGGUGUAAAUAUAAAGAUUUGUUUUUGUUUCUGUAGAUAGUCAACUCUUUUUUUUUUAAGGGAAAAGGGAAGCAUUUUUAUAAAGUUCUAUUUUAAUCACCAUUUUUAUACAGUGUAGCUCUCUCCAAGCCCAGUAAGUUCAUUUGCAUGGAGGCCUAUGAACACCCACUUAUCUACCUGUUCUAAUUUAAAUGAUCAUCUGAUACAGUUAUUUUAUGCCAAUUAAAUGAGGAUGCUGCAAAGUAUGUUUUUUCACUAGUAACUUUGGCUAACCUUUGGGUAACUUUUAGAUCCAUGUCUCCCAAGCAAAAGACUUUCUUAAACAAUACCAAAUGUUUAUAAUUGGUGUCCCUUUCUUCCCAACAUUUUUUGCUUGUAACUUUUCCUUCAGUACCAUAU
Messenger RNA from Hippopotamus amphibius kiboko, 5414 nucleotides. RefSeq names its product phosphodiesterase 3A (gene PDE3A). The transcript is spliced from 16 exons. The record is from RefSeq and is a predicted model, not a curated record. Bases 1 to 3435 code for a protein of 1144 amino acids. Gene Ontology annotation, biological process: oocyte maturation; positive regulation of oocyte development. Gene Ontology annotation, molecular function: 3',5'-cyclic-AMP phosphodiesterase activity. Lineage: Eukaryota; Metazoa; Chordata; Mammalia; Artiodactyla; Hippopotamidae. Gene Ontology annotation, cellular component: cytosol.